UAGCAAGAGUCAUCGUUUUGAUUCCAUCUCUGAUUUUGAUUUCGUGUUAAAAUAUACAAAACUCGAGUUAAUCGAUACUGAUCCGGAAAAAAUAUAUGCACAACGGUUACGGUUACGCGGAGAGGAUAUGCAGUGCUAAUUAAGUUGUGAAAAACGAAAAGCCGGCUCAGCAGGAGGCGAAACACAUUUUCCAAACGCAUCAGAUGUAAAUGAGAUGCCGUCGCGCCGGCAGCAAGGGCAGCAGCAAGCAAAACCACGCCGACAUCGCCACCGGAAACAUCAGGAGCCGCUCCAGCAGCAUCUGAUUAUCAAGUGAAAAGUGGAGUGAAAGAUUCGAUCCGUUCGAUAAAAUUCUUAAGUGGAUAGGAUAGAAAAGGGAAAAGCGAACUAAUCUAGGGGAGACAGGGAUAUCAAAUCACUCUUGGCGGAGGACACAAGCCGCGCAUCCAAGAUGAAGCGGCGCAACGCGGAUUGCGGCAAACUUCGGCGGCCGAUUAAGCGCAACAAAAUCACAGAGGGCAUGUACGGCAGCACAACAGUGUUGUACAUGAAGUUUCUGAUCCUUUGGGCCAUCGUGAUGGUUGCCGACUUCAUGUUCAUGUUCCGCUUUGAGUUCUUGUGGCCAUUUUGGCUGCUCCUUCGCUCCGUACACGAUUCCUUCAAGUACAAGGGACUGGCAUUCUCCGUUCUGUUUGUGUGCAUAGCGAUAACGUCGGAUCUGGUCUGUUUGUUCUUUAUACCCGUUCAUUGGCUGCUCUUCGCAGCCAGUACAUAUGUUUGGGUGCAGUACGUCUGGCACACAGAUAAGGGUAUCUGUUUGCCGACCAUAAUACUCUGGAUGUUAUUUGUCUAUCUGGAGGUGGGCAUACGAUGGAAAGACAGUCGUCACAUGCCUCACUUGGAUCUCUGCCGGCCGUUCGCAGCGCACUGCAUUGGCUAUCCGGUUGUCACGCUCGGAUUUGGCUUCAAAAGCUACGUGGGCUACCGCAUGCGCCAGCGCAAGCAGCGCGAGGUGGCCAAGGACAACGAGUUCUACAUGCAGCUCCUGCAGCAGGCUCUGCCCGCGGAGGAGGCGGCCGACGAGGCGUCUGCGGGGGCGACAGGCGGCACAUCCAGCACCGUUGUGGUGGCCAACGGAUCGGCCACCUCGGCGGCUCUGGUCUCAUCGGCCGGAGCAAACGCGGCGAACGGCAUUUUGGCCACUGCCACGCAAGCACAAAACCAUCAUGAGCAUCAUCACAGCGGCGGCGCCGGCGCCAGCAGCAGCAGCUCGAGCAAUAGUAAUCAUCACCAUCACCACCAUCAUAGCAACAGUAGUAACAACAGCGGUAGCAGCCACAAUAGCAACGGUAGCAACAGCGGCGGCGGCGGCAAGGACAACAACAGUUCGGGCGACAGCACAACGGCGGCCGCUUCAGCGUCAUCGACAGCGUCUUCAGCAACGGGAGCUGCGGCAGCUACUUCGUCUGCGUCCACGUCCUCCGGCUCCUCAGCGUCAUCAUCGACGGCGGCGGCAGCGGGCAAGCAGUCGUCGGCGUCUGCCGCAUCCACAACCACAACAGGUGCAGCAACAACCACCUCUUCCACCACUCCCGUCUCAGCUCUCUCCGCUUUGGCUGCCAGUUCGGCGAAUCAGCAGCAACAGCAGCAGCAACAUCAGUCGAGGGCGGCAGCAUCUUCUGCCCGUUCUUCCUCCUCCACUUCCGAAGGUGCCGACGCUGACGGUUGUUGUGGUGCAACCUCCAAUGGUCACGCUGGUGGUUCAAGGAACCAUCGACGCAGCAUGGACAAGGAUAAGCAUCGCAACAAGGGUGACGCUGCUGAUAACGAGCACAACAAUGGAACCCGACACGGCGGGGGUAAAAAUAGCAGCAACAACUAUCACCAAGUCGAUAGCGGCGCUGCCACAGCAACCACAACAGUAACAGCCACAUCAAGUAAUAGUAAGGAUAAGGAUAAGGAGAAGUCAGACUGGGAUAGUAGCACCAACUAUCCACAACAACAGCAGCAGCAGGGCGGGAAGGAAAAGCACGAAAAAAAGGCAGGCAACGCUGUCCCAAACGGAAAUGCCAAUCACCUCGAAGUCGAGGAAACGCCUAGUGUGGAACCAGCACCACCGGCAGAAAAGGCGCCCAAGGGUCGACGCAAUCGCGGCAAGAAGGAUAAUGCUGCAAAGGACAAUCACAGCCAUCAGCAACAGCUGGCUCAGCAACAAAAGGAAAAGGACAAGGAGAACACAGCCAAUAACAACAACAAUGAUGCUAGUUCGGUAUCUUCUUCGGCGAGCUCCACAUCAAGCAAUGCCAUCGCACACUUGGCCAGCAAGGUGGUCUCAAAGAUCUGUGAAACCUGUCUCAAACUGGAAGCCGAUGUUAAGAAAUAUCGCGCCGAAAUCAGCCACAUGAAGCAAAUCGAAAAUGAACUUCGCCAGAAACUGGACGCCAAUCUCACCAGCAAGUCCACGUUGCAGGCCAAGCAGAAGGAGUGCGACGAGUUGGAGAAGCGCAUCCAAGAGCUAAACAACGCACGACACGCCGAUAUGCUCAAUCUGCAGACAGUGGAACGGAGGCUCAACGAGGAGCGUCGGCAGAAGCAAUCCCUGGACUCCCAGCUGGCCAACGAGAAAAAGGCUCGCAAGGUGGCCGAGGAGAAGGCAGCUCGCCCCGAGUGCAGUUCCCAGUGCAAGCAGCGGCGUCAGCAGAUGGAUGAGGAGCAAAAACGACUACGCAGCGAACUCAAACAGACGGAGGAGGCCAAGCAACAUGCCGUCGAACAUGGACGAAAAUUUGAACAAGAGUAUCGCAUGCUGGAGGCCAAAUUACGGAAUCGUGAAUCGUCGCAGCCCGACCCUGAGAUGCUAUUGAAUGCCCUGGCAGCCAUGCAGGAUAAAAACUCAACGCUGGAGAAGAAUCUAUCCGCAGAGACGAGAGUCAAGCUGGACUUGUUCUCGGCUCUGGGCGCUGCCAAGCGCCAGAUUGAAAUAUCUGACAACCAUCGUCGCUCCAAGGAGGAUGAGGUCAUUGAUCUCAAGGCAAAGAUUGCCCAACUUCUGGCCGUGAUGCCAGACAACUUGUGCAUGAACACAGGCCCACAUGGACCGGCGAGCAGCAUUCUGCGCAUGAACGACACGCCGCCGCUGCAGUCGGGUCCCGGACCGUCCUCGCCCAUGCUCAGCCUGAGUGCUGCGCAGGAUUACCAGCAGCAUCAGCAGCACCAACAGCAUCAGCAGCACCAGCAACAUCAGCAGCAGCAGCAGCAGCAACAUCAGCAGCAACAGCAGCAGCAUCAACAACAUCAGCAACAUCAACAGCACCAGCAACAUCAGCAGCAUCAGCAACACCAGCAGCAUCAGCAACACCAGCAGCAUCAGCAACAGGGCGGCGGAGGUCCUGUCUCCCAGCAGCAAAUGGUGCCCGUCAGCGUGGCGGCUGCCUUCCAAGUUGCUGCGGCCAAUGCUGCUGCUGCCAACGGCAACGCCGGCUCAACGCUGGAUCCGAAUGCUAGCGUGUACACGCCCAAGACGGGCAACAUGAUGGUGGUGUCGCCGGUGGGCAUGAACCCCAACGGUGCGGAUGCCUGACGCCAACAGCAGCAGCAACAGCAGCAGUCCUUGACGUCGUCGUCGUCGUCGUCCUCGCAUCUGCAUCUGCGACGACAAGUUUGAGAUUAUUAUACUUUAUAUGAAUUAGGGAAAACAAACGCAAGCAACCGUCGCCACAGCAAACGAUGAGCAGCACGAAAUCCGGUGCCGGAUCCAAGCAGUUUGCAUACAAUAUCUGAAUGUCCGUAAUAUGAAUAAGCAGUUUCCUUUAAAAUUUAAAAAACACCGCCACAAAAGCGCAGGCAGCACUGAUGAAUGCAGCUACAAAUUGCUGAACAUUUUCCGUUUUACAUUUUUCUUCAAAAUCUGCAAACAAAACAGUUUCCUCCUUGAAUUUGGCAUUCCAAUUGAAAUUUUUCUUGAAGGCCUUAAUGACUCACUCCGAUUGAAAAUUCUCAGCUCAUUCAAACCCUCUUAAUUGAAUCGGCUGCCCCGCCACCACACCAUACACACAUUCAGUAUCUCCCUCUUAACACGAAAAGUAAAUGAUUACUUUAACAAGAUGAUUUGGAAACUCGAAUCACAUUUGAAAAAAAAAACAAAAAAACAAAUAAGAACAGAACACAAAUUUCUAAAAAUAAUAACAAAAUGAAAAUGGCGAUUCGUAUUUUAAUUAAUGAUGAUAGCCAGGGAAACUACCCCAUGAUCCUUUGUACAAUGUUUUUCAUUUUUACCGAACGCUGUGAGAGAGUUGGACCAACCUAAGUGAUGGCCUUUGAUCUUGGGGAGAUCGCAGCUGCCCUGCUCGACCUCUGCCCCCUGAUUCAAUGGAAUAUAUUUUUGAAGUCUGCGCCCUUGAUUUAUUAUCUCAUUAAAUUAUUUUUGUUAUAAAACCUUAAAUGUAUGCUAUAAUUUAGAACUUACCAUUUUUGAAAAACAUCAAACGAAAAACGAUUUUCUUUUAAGUUUUAAUUUAUUUUUGUUUAGUUCUGCUGUUCCUAAGAAAGAAAAAAAUCGAAAACAACUAAGAGAAACGCUUUGGUUUAUUUACGAGAAGUGAAACGUCGACUAUUUUGUUUAAUAAUAAAAUAACCAUUCGCUGCGAGAAGCAAGUACA
Molecule: messenger RNA, 4658 nt
Organism: Drosophila ficusphila
Lineage: Eukaryota; Metazoa; Arthropoda; Insecta; Diptera; Drosophilidae
Product: macoilin-2
Exons: 11
Coding region: 452-3580 (1042 amino acids)
Biological process (GO): neuronal signal transduction; chemotaxis
Cellular component (GO): rough endoplasmic reticulum membrane; nuclear membrane
Molecular function (GO): microtubule binding
Source: RefSeq, a predicted model, not a curated record